This is a messenger RNA of Theobroma cacao (cacao), 1214 nucleotides long. The record is from RefSeq and is a predicted model, not a curated record. NCBI's taxonomy places the organism in Eukaryota, Viridiplantae, Streptophyta, Magnoliopsida, Malvales, Malvaceae.
UGGAAUGGUGCUCCUAUUGAGUCCAUUUUUCAUAAAUUGGCAUUUUUAAGGCUCUAGAGGGAAAAAUAAUGACUAUCUUUAUCAAAUUAGUGACAAACUUGCCUAAGGUUGUUUGUUAGGAGUUCUGUCAAUAGAAGUUCACGAUGUAUUAAAUUUCACAAUUUGUAGCUAAGGUAAAAUGGAUAGAUGGUUUUCAAGUACUUGCAUUUUUAUUCUUUUUGUGCCUAGCAUAAAAAGUUUAUGUGCUAUAACCUGUGCUUUUUAUGAUUGAUGAAUGUUUUGGCCUUUGUUUAGAGAUGCCAUUUUGUUAUAUUAGGUGUCCUCUAUUGCUUACCUCUCCAUUCUUGAAAAAUGCAUAGCCAAGAUGGUCGCUAAUUGACGACCCUGUGCUGUUUGUAAUUUUGAUGUCUACUUGGCUUUCAUGUGCGUGAAUUUGUGCCUAUGAGAGAUGAGAAAGAGUAAGAUGAACUGGGAGAAUGCUUUGUUCACUUUACAGUUAAUAUGGUCAAGCCGAGAGAGAAUCCUUGUCUCAUUGUAGUGAAGCUUAAAAGAUGGGAGAGGAAGAAAUGUAAGCCAAACAGCCUUCCGAUUUUACAUAAAAUGCAUGUUAAGGUGGGAGAUACAAUUAAAGUAAUAUCUGGCCGUGACAAGGGCAAAACUGGGGAGGUAACUGAGAUCUUUAAGCAUAACAGCACCGUUGUAGUGAAAGAUAUAAACCUGAAGACUAAGCAUAUGAAGAGCAGAGAAGAGGGUCAACCUGGACAGAUAAUUAAGAUUGAAGCACCUAUUCAUAGCUCAAACGUGAUGCUCUAUUCUAAAGAACAAGAUGUCACUAGCCGGGUGGGUCAUAAAGUGUUAGAUAAUGGAAAAAAGGUUCGCUACCUCUUAAAGACUGGAGAAAUCAUAGACAGUGAUGAAAACUGGAAGAAACUGAAGGAAGCUGGAAAGGAGAAAACUGAAGUUGCUGCUGCUGCUCCCGCCUCUUAGAACCUAACUCAUAACUUCAAAAUUAAUGUGGCUUCUGGAAAAUAUAGAUGUUUCUCUGUCCUCUUCCUUCUUCAUUCUCCAAUUACUUUAAACACCUUGAAAGGUUGUCAUUGUAAGUCGAUUCUUUUUGGUAGUAGUAAAUAUUACUGUUGCUCUAUGAUUGUUGUAUGGCAAACCAAUGUGUAGUCUAAAUAUGCAAGUUAUUCAAUUGUUCUUACUCCAAGUUA